Messenger RNA from Pieris macdunnoughi, 2508 nucleotides. The record is from the annotation of a GenBank genome assembly. Lineage: Eukaryota; Metazoa; Arthropoda; Insecta; Lepidoptera; Pieridae.
AUGGGGGCGAUGUUCCGGAGCGAGGAGAUGGCCUUGUGCCAACUCUUCAUACAGCCUGAGGCUGCCUAUACUUCCGUCUCCGAGCUCGGAGAGGCCGGCACCGUGCAGUUCAGAGACUUAAACGCAGACGUGAACGCGUUCCAACGCAAGUUCGUUAAUGAAGUGCGACGCUGCGAUGAGAUGGAGAGGAAACUGCGCUAUAUCGAGGCGGAAGUGCACAAGGACAAAGUUCACAUCCCAUCUGUCAAAGACCUGCCACGAGCCCCCAACCCGAGAGAGAUUAUCGACCUUGAGGCGCAUUUGGAGAAGACAGAGAACGAAAUCCUAGAGCUGUCCCACAACGCUAUCAACCUGAAACAGAACUACUUAGAACUGACGGAGUUGAAGCAUGUCUUGGAGAAAACUGAGGCAUUUUUCCUUGCCCAAGAAGAAAGUGGCAUGGAUUCAUUGACUAAAUCGCUGAUGUCUGACGAGACAGGUCAGCAGGCUGCCAAUCGUGGACGCCUUGGCUUCGUAGCAGGUGUCGUACAGCGUGAGCGCGUUCCAGCCUUCGAGAGAAUGCUCUGGCGUAUUUCUCGCGGAAACGUGUUCUUGCGUCGUGCUGAGCUGGACAAGCCACUUGAGGAUCCUACUUCUGGUAACGAAAUCUAUAAGACCGUGUUUGUGGCCUUCUUCCAAGGAGAACAACUGAAGUCCCGCAUCAAGAAAGUGUGCACGGGUUUCCAUGCUUCACUAUACCCCUGCCCACCAUCUAACUCCGAGAGACAGGAUAUGGUCAAGGGUGUUAGGACACGACUUGAAGAUCUUAACAUGGUUCUCAACCAAACCCGCGACCACAGACAGCGCGUUCUCGUGAGCGUUGCAAAGGAAUUGCAGAGCUGGUCCAUCAUGGUCCGCAAGAUGAAGGCGAUCUAUCAUACUUUGAACCUGUUUAACAUGGACGUUACCCAGAAGUGUCUGAUCGGAGAGUGCUGGGUGCCCACUUCUGAUUUGCCCAACGUACAAAAGGCUUUAGCUGAUGGUUCGAACGCGUGUGGCAGCUCAAUCCCAUCUUUCCUGAACUGCAUUGAAACAGACGAAAUUCCCCCAACCUUUAAUAGGACCAACCGUUUCACCCGUGGUUUCCAGACCCUCAUUGAUGCUUACGGAGUUGCCUCAUACAGGGAAUGUAACCCAGCACUCUACACAAUCAUAACUUUCCCAUUCUUGUUCGCGGUGAUGUUCGGAGAUUUGGGUCAUGGGAGUAUCAUGGCCUUGUUUGGGCUCUGGAUGGUAGUCAAGGAGGUGUCCCUAGCUGAAAAGAAGUCCAACAACGAAAUCUGGAACAUUUUCUUCGCUGGUCGCUACAUUAUUCUACUCAUGGGUCUGUUCUCCAUGUACACUGGACUGAUCUAUAACGAUAUCUUCUCAAAGUCGAUGAAUAUCUUCGGAUCGACAUGGUACAUACCAUAUGACAAUGACACAUUAGAACAUAACGCUGCACUUACUUUGGACCCGAAACAUUCUUACGUUAACGCCCCUUACUUCAUGGGUAUUGAUCCUAUUUGGCAGUCUGCUGACAACAAGAUCAUUUUCCUCAACUCAUACAAGAUGAAGCUGUCAAUCAUUUUCGGUGUCGUCCACAUGAUCUUCGGUGUCUGCAUGAGUGUUGUCAACUACAACUUCUUCAAGCGUCGUUACUCAAUCAUCCUGGAGUUUUUGCCCCAAGUCAUUUUCCUGUGUCUGCUCUUCUUAUACAUGGUGUUCAUGAUGUUCUUCAAGUGGCUUGCAUACAGUACUUUCUCAACAGAUGAGGCGUACAAGCAAGGCUGCGCACCAUCAGUACUUAUCCUCUUCAUCAACAUGAUGCUGUUCUCAAGCAACGAACCUGAAAAAGGGUGCAAAGAGUUUAUGUUCGACGGUCAGGGUUUGGUCCAAAGAGUAUUUGUCCUGGUCUCCUUGGCCUGUAUCCCGGUCAUGUUAUUGGGCAAACCACUGUACCUGCUCGCUACUAAGAAGAAGAAGGAUGAAAAGCCAGAACAAUCGAAUGGCAACUUAAACCAUGGCAUUGAAAUGCAAGAACAGACGGACAUAUCCGAGGCGGCCCCGCCGAAAAAAGCAGAAUCACACGACCACGAGGAAGAGGAGUUCAGUGAAAUCAUGAUUCAUCAAGCCAUUCACACCAUUGAAUACGUCCUCAGUACCAUCUCUCACACAGCCUCCUAUUUGCGGCUGUGGGCUUUAUCAUUGGCUCACGCAGAGCUGUCAGAAGUAUUAUGGAGCAUGGUGUUAGCUAUGGGGCUCAAAACGGACGGUUACGUCGGAGCUAUUAAGCUGUACGUGGCGUUCUGUUUCUGGGCGCUCUUUACCCUGGCCAUCCUGGUCAUGAUGGAAGGUCUUUCCGCUUUCUUGCAUACACUGCGUUUGCACUGGGUGGAGUUCAUGAGCAAGUUCUACUCAGGUCUGGGAUACGUCUUCCAACCCUUCUGCUUCAAGACAAUUCUCGAACAAGACGAGAAAGAUGAAUAA